Ogataea angusta is the source of this 789-nucleotide messenger RNA. RefSeq lists its product as uncharacterized. Bases 1 to 789 code for a protein of 262 amino acids. Lineage: Eukaryota; Fungi; Ascomycota; Pichiomycetes; Pichiales; Pichiaceae. The transcript is spliced from 2 exons. The record is from RefSeq and is a predicted model, not a curated record.
AUGAAAUUCAGGAACCAGAGCCAGCACCAUGACCGAGACGAGAAGGAUUACAACCAUGCCACCGACAAGCAGUACGAGAUCCUACGAAAGAAGGCCGACCAAGCCUAUCAGCAGAAACAGCACUUCUCGAGCGAGUCGCAGCGCGCGUACAAGCAGGGAGACGGCGCUGCGGCAAAGAAGUUCUCGACGCAGGCUCAAAGGUACGCCCAGGAGGCCGAAAACUAUAACCGUCAGGCCGCAGAGUACGUUUUCAGGGAGAACAACCUGGACUCCGACUGCAACGACAUCGACCUGCACGGUCUGUACGUGAGAGAGGCCCAGUAUAUUCUCAAGCAGCGCAUCAUCAACGGUAUCAGCAGGAACGAGCACCAUCUGGAGUGCAUUGUUGGCAAGGGGCUGCACUCGAAAAACGGCAUUGCCAAGCUGAAGCCUGCCGUGGAGCAGCUUUGCAACGAGGCCGGCCUGAAAAGCUACAUUAAUCCGAAAAACACUGGUGUUCUGAUUAUUGAGCUUGCUGGCGCACGGAUCCAUGCCUCAUGGAGCGACAUCAAUCCGAACGGCAUCGGCGCCAUGAAUGAGCACCAGAACGUUCCGGACGACGACCACGUCCAGUUGCAAGGUGGACAGCCGCACCAGCAGCAACCGCAGUAUCAACAGCAACCGCAGUAUCAACAACCGCACCAGCAGCAAAAUGCCCAUCAGCAGUCCAUGUUCGAGCAGCUCAACACUCCGCAGAACCAGAAAAUUGCUGUCCAAAUCUUCAAAGCUAUAUGCUCUUGUAUCAAAUAA